Paramacrobiotus metropolitanus is the source of this 3262-nucleotide messenger RNA. Its product is annotated as H(+)/Cl(-) exchange transporter 5-like. Gene Ontology annotation, cellular component: Golgi apparatus; synaptic vesicle; early endosome. NCBI's taxonomy places the organism in Eukaryota, Metazoa, Tardigrada, Eutardigrada, Parachela, Macrobiotidae. Gene Ontology annotation, molecular function: voltage-gated chloride channel activity. The record is from RefSeq and is a predicted model, not a curated record. Gene Ontology annotation, biological process: transmembrane transport; chloride transport.
UACCAUAGCGAGAUUCGCUUCGAAUUCGGGACAAGGCCUUAGUUUCGUGUACAUGCUUCUAGUCUGUUUCGUGUUAAGGAUUAUUAGGCCAGUUUUGUAUUUUCUUUCCGUAUUUUGAUUUAUAUGGUUUGAUUAUGCGUUACUACGUCAUGAUAGCGUCUUUUUAACCUACUUUUCUUUGAAACUUACAAAGUUAGCAUUAAAAUGGCGGUAUUUUAAAUGCCUCCCAUUUAAAGGAUCGCAUGGUUAAACUUUUGAUCUGCACGAAUUUCGGUCCAGUAUCUUAUCGCAUCACGGGGUUUACAAAGGACAGACGAGGUUUACGCGGAUGCUGAUCCGUGUCAUUUUAGUGGAUGUGUUUUUCGCUAUUGCGAAAGCUGUUUCUGGCGUCGUUUAACAGAGUCUGGAUCAGAAAUUCCGAUUGUUGAAUGAUCUCGUGAUCAUUGGCUUCGGUGGCUGCUGAUACCAUUGCCACCAUGGACGCCGACCGUUCGCACACCAACUGGGUGUCAAUGGAUCUGGGGGAACUGGAUUCGCGUCGGGUCGAUGCCCAGGGCGCCGUGAAUUUCAAUCCUUUCGACGUGGAGAUGACCAUCGAUACGGAGCACACCGAUCGAAGGGAUCACGAUAUGCCCGUUCCGUCUAUCGAUAACUAUUCCUACACGACGCUGCCAAACAUGGCAGUCACAUCCGGGGCGAGAAGCGGCCCGACUGUGUUUGCAAAGUAUGAUGAUUUCCACACCAUCGACUGGCUGCGUGAUAAUGCCAUGGACCGUCAGCGUCAUCGGCAGUUCAAUAAAGUCAAGAAGAAGUCCAUUCUGGACUACCUGCGUAGUGGAAUGGAUGCUGGAUCAGCAUGGCUGUGUGUCUUUCUUGUGGGAUUGUUUUGUGGUUUGUGCACAUCCAUGCUGGAUAUAGGGACGGCGUGGCUAAUUGAUUUACGGAGUGGAAUAUGCUCUGUGGGAUUUUGGUAUAACAGGGAACAGUGUUGUUGGCAGUCCAACGAAUUAAGCUUUGAUGGUGAUUUUAACUGCACAGAGUGGAGAACCUGGUCUAACUUGCUGGGCCAUAUUCCGGAAGAUGCUGGAGCCUAUGUUAUCCAGUACUUCAUGUAUAUUUUGUGGGCUGUGAUUUUCGCUUGGUUAGCCGCCACGCUGGUGCGCGUGUACGCCCCUUAUGCUAGCGGAUCUGGGAUUCCGGAGAUUAAGACAAUACUCAGUGGAUUUAUUAUUCGUGGAUAUCUUGGCAAAUGGACGCUGAUUAUUAAAAUUAUUUCCCUUAUUUUUAUCGUUUCGUCCGGAGUGAAUGUGGGCAAGGAGGGCCCGAUGAUCCAUAUUGCUGCGUGUUGUGGAAAUAUUUUGGCAUAUUUAUUUCCCAAGUGGAAAAAUGAAGCAAAAAAGCGAGAGAUCCAUUCCGCCGCUGCUGCUGCGGGCAUUUCUGUAGCUUUUGGUGCGCCCAUUGCCGGUGUUUUGUUUAGUUUGGAAGAGAUUAGCUAUUAUUUCCCCCUGAAGACUUUAUACCGCUCUUUCUUCUGUGCUCUUGUUGCUGCAUUCGUUGUGAGAAGCAUUAAUCCCUUCGGCAAUGACCAUUUGACAAUGUUUUAUGUGGAAGUUCGUAAUCCAUGGUUUUUCUUUGAGCUGAUUCCCUUUAUUUUUCUGGGAGUUUUUGGGGGAAUUUUUGGGGUUUUGUUUAUCAAAGCAAGCGCAUGGUGCUCCAAAAUGCGCAAAACUACUCGCUUGGGACAGUAUCCCAUUUUGGAAGUCGUAGCCAUGGGUUUUUUGACGGCCGUACUGAGCUUUCCUAAUCCUUACACGAGAGAAGAUAACAGUGCUCUCAUCGCGCGACUCUUCCAUGACUGUGGCCCGGCAGACGUCUCUGAACUUUGUGACUACAAUCGCACUUACGUGUCAGUCACGGCUGACUUUGAAAAGGCGGCUCCGAAUUCCGGAGUGACGAACGCGAUGUGGAAGCUGUUUUUGGCUUUCGUUGUGAAAUUUGUUUUGAGCAUCAUGUCAAUCGGAAUGAAGAUCCCGGCCGGAAUUUUCAUCCCGAACAUGGUUGUCGGUGCCAUUGUAGGACGGAUGCUGGGAGUGGGUAUGGAGCAGCUGAGCAUGACUUAUGCCGAAUCGGCAUUAUUCGUCGCGUCGUGUGGCACCUCUACGCGCUGCGUUACCCCGGGAUUAUAUGCCGUGAUUGGAGCGGCGGCUAUGAUGGGUGGUGUAACACGUAUCACCAUAUCCAUGGUGGUUAUUAUGGUGGAGGUGACUGGCGGAUUGCAGUACAUUGUCCCUUUAAUGGCGGCUGUUAUGACGUCUAAAUGGGUCGGCGAUAUCCUUAUGAAAGAGGGAAUUUAUGAGGUGCUUAUUAACAUGAAUGGAUAUCCGUUUUUGGAUAAUAAAGUGGAAUUCCAUCACACGACAGUGGCGGCAGACGUGAUGCGACCACGACCAACUGAAAAGGAUCCACUAUGGGCGCUGCCACAGGAUUCCAUGACAGUCGAAGAACUGGAGCAUGUAGUGCAAAGCGGUCCCAAUGGGUUUCCCAUUGUGGUUUCGCGGGAAAACCAGUAUUUGGUUGGCUUCGUGUUACGAAAAGAGCUGCAGAUCGCUCUAGAAAAUGUUCGCCAUUCAAACACUGGCAUCGUUUCCAGCUCCAAAGUGUAUUUCGUAGAACAUACGAUUGCCAGUGAUUACAUCGGUCCAAAGCCGCUGGUUUUGACAAAUAUCGUGGACUAUGCUCCCAUAACAAUUAUUGAUCAAACCCCCAUGGAGACUGUAAUAGAUCUGUUCAGGAAAAUGGGAUUGCGCCAGACCUUGGUGACGCACAAGGGGCGCUUGCUGGGAAUUAUUACGAAGAAAGAUGUUCUCAAGCAUAUCAAAGAAAUGGAUCACUUGGAUCCUGAUACGGUGCUGUUCAGCUAAGGGCUCACUGUCAGGCCGACUUAAUGAAAAUUGACCUCUGUUCCCUGUGUUUUUUCUUUCAUUCCCGCUCAGCGACUGAAAUGUCUGGAAGGAUAGUGUGAACUCUACAGACUUAUUUGUACAGUGACUUUUUUACGUCUGUUACUGAGAAACGUACAGUAAUUUUGUGUAAUUUUUAAUUGUUGUCGGACAUUUAAUCGAUUGGAACAUCGACCCUGCGAUUGCUAGCCGACUAGCAGCAGGUUUUUUUGAAUUAUGAUUGUGUUAGCACGAUGGAAAAUAGGCAGCAGCCUUUGUUUUUUCAAAUACAAUUCUGGUCGUAAAAAUAAAUAUUUUUGUGU